This is a messenger RNA of Mercurialis annua (annual mercury), 1481 nucleotides long. RefSeq lists its product as uncharacterized. Bases 555 to 1343 code for a protein of 262 amino acids. The transcript has 3 exons. NCBI's taxonomy places the organism in Eukaryota, Viridiplantae, Streptophyta, Magnoliopsida, Malpighiales, Euphorbiaceae. The record is from RefSeq and is a predicted model, not a curated record.
GCGGCGCUCACAAAACCCCCUAAGACCAAAUAUCGCCGUUUUUUUCGUUUUCUGUCGACGUGGCAUCCAAUUUCUCGUCCGGACACCAAAUGGCGGCGCCUGUCCCCCCUGCAUGCAUGUCUGACACCUGCUGCUUGUGUAAGAAUGCGUCAGUUGACUUUUUAUAAAAAAAAAAAAAAACAAAUGAAAAGUAACCGCGGUAAUUUAUUUUUUUCUCUCUCCUACUUUUCCUUUUCCCCACUCGCUCCCCUCACUUCCGUUUCACUAUUUUCGUUUCAAAUAUUUUCGCCACGCUUCGUCUUCUUCCCCUCGUUUUUUCGUUUCUUCGCUGACACUGACCUAGGGUUUGCUCCUUUCCCAUUUUUCGUUCAAUCUUUCUCAUUUUCCUCGCAUUCUUCCCCAUUCUUCCUCCAUUGUUCAACAUUGUCUUUCAUUUACCGAAGUGUAAAAAAUAUAAGUAAAAUCGCUGAAAAACCUAACUAAAAGAGAACAUUACUUCUGCAACAAAGAACAAGAAAGUGAUUAAAGGUUUUUAGUUUGUGUGGCUGCAAAAAAUGAAGAGAAAAGGAUUCAGUAGACGAAAACGAAAAGAAAAGAGUGAUUACAGAAGCGGGCCUCCUGGAACUGCUGGGUAUGGCUUGAUGGAUAGUUCCAGCAGCGAUGAUGUUGUUGAAGUUUCCCCUGCAGAAUUAAAUUGUUUUACCAUCAACUUACACAUUGGUGGGGAACUUGGGGAGUGGGGAUAUCAUAACGGGGAAGUGAAGAGUAGGGUAUAUAACCUUGAUGUCAUUACAAUGGGUAAGUUUGAUAAAUGGGUGGCAAAACUGUUACCCAAGAAGCUUGUUGACUACCAUUGGAAAGAGACAGCCGUAGAAUAUAACGUGGGGAUAAAACCAAUUAGCCAUGAGGAUGAUUUUAUGGAAAUGGCUAAGGCUGGGUCAAAGGCGGGGAGUGUUGAGGUGUACGUUAGGGAGUACUCCGUUGGGGAUGUUAGGAAAUUACAGCCUAAGAGAAGUCCUAGUCCUCCCCCUCCAUCAGCAGUUGUCUUAGAGGAAAUUGAAGAACCGAAGGACAGUUUCAGUUAUCCUAGUCUGGGCCUGGUGUUGAGUCAGGAAAAUUGGGAGAAGCAUGGGGAUCGUGGCUUCAGAAAAAAGGCGCCAGAUGCCAUCAGAAUGGUGCAAAGUCAGGGGCCAGGGGUGAAAACGCAAGGGAGCCAGGGGCCAUUGUUGAGAAGAAGGUCAGCAAGUCAAGGACCACUAAUGAUUGAAGGCCAAUGGGAACCUGAACCCCCCCCCCCCCUCCGUACACAGCCGUUGGUGAAUCAGAGGUUCGACAGUGGAUGAAAAAAACUAUGGAAGAUCUGAUGAGGGCGGGGCCUAGUGAGGGGCAAAAUCUAGCUGAGAGGUUUGAGGAGGUGCAAAAUGAGGGGCUGAACGAGGGGCUAAAUGAGGGAGAAAAUCAAAAUCUGAAUGAGGGGCUAA